Brienomyrus brachyistius is the source of this 2800-nucleotide messenger RNA. RefSeq names its product maternal B9.15 protein. Gene Ontology annotation, cellular component: nucleus; cytoplasm. Lineage: Eukaryota; Metazoa; Chordata; Actinopteri; Osteoglossiformes; Mormyridae. The coding region runs from base 187 to 1017 and encodes 276 amino acids. The transcript has 5 exons. The record is from RefSeq and is a predicted model, not a curated record. Gene Ontology annotation, biological process: negative regulation of cell population proliferation; negative regulation of mitotic cell cycle.
CUGCACUUAGUACGUGUCUCAGAGAGGAUGCGUAGUGUUGUUAUUCUGCAGGACGGCGUGGGCUUCAGAAAGGUAGUUCGCCGGUGGGGGUGAUAUAUGUCUGGACUGUAGCAAAAAACCAGAAAGAACAACUACAGAAACAAGCCACUCAUUUACUUUUCAUAUACCUGUUGAAUAUUGCGCGCAAUGAGGAGGGAAGUAAGCUCAGCGGUGGACUUCCUGAAGCGCCUCGCCCAGCACCGGGGUGGCGUCGAUAACGACAGGCUUGCUCACUUUUCAACCAGACUCAAAGAACUGCUGUGCGCCAAGUUCUCUGACCACUGGUACCCAGAGAACCCCAGCAGGGGGCAGGCUUUCAGAUGUAUCAGGAUAAACAGAUUUGGUCCCUGUGAUGAAUUAUUGCAGCAAGCCUGUGAAGAAUGUGGACUGAAGUCAGCAGAACUGGGCUUGCCCCUUGAAUUCAGCAUCUGGAUCGAUCCUGGGGAGGUGUGUGCCCGCUUGGGAGAGGGUUCCCCUUCCUUCACUGUAGCCCAUUUUGAGGAACAGAAGGAAUGGGAGGAGGAGAAAGUGCAAGAAGACAAAGGAAUGGCCAAAAUAGACAAGGGUAGUCCAGAGACCUCCGACUAUCAUUCUGCAAGUUCCUCUGACUGUGGAUCCACUGCUUCCAGUGACAAUGAAGAAGAAGGGAAAGAGAGAGAAAUGAAAGGUGAAAUGGAUGAGAAGAAUCCGAAGAAGGACAGGAACACAACAGGCAAACCCUUGGGAAUCGCCAUGAGGCCUAGAAUCAGGGAGCCCCGGGAACCAAAGGCCAGAAUAUCACAGGCUCCCAGCCUCCCAUGCUUCUAUCAUGUAGCACCCGUGUGGUCACAGUAUAAGAAGAAGAGCCCCGUCUUCCUCACAGCAGUUGUCCCAACAUCCUCGGCGCCGAUGCUGAGGUAUUACGUCCUCCAAAAGCCAGCUCCUCAGUUCAUCAUACCCCAAGCCACACUGCAGCCCAUGGCAUGCGCAAAGGAAUAGAUCUCUUUUGCUAUUUUUCACCACUGUUUUAUAACAGGACAAGCUGUGAACUCAUUUCUUGAUAUUUUACAUCGGUGUUUUGCCUUUUUUUCCCCUCCAAAUACCAUGUCAUUUAAAAAACAAACAAACAUCAUAACCAAACAACUUCAGGUACCGUUUCAGCAAUGGCUUCUCAGCAUUUCAUUUUGUGAUUGGUUAAGUGCAGUCAAAUGAUGUCAAUAGUUUUAAAGAAUGUUUUGUGUGUCAUUGAAUAGAGUAGUGUUUGUGAUCCAUUUUAUCUUUUAUUUGUUUUAUCUAUAUUUAUACUGCUUUUAAGCUGAGGACAGCCCACAGUGCAGACUACCCGUAACUAUGCCAUGAUGUUUAAUUCUCUUCAGCCUUUGUCUUUUGCACUUUGUCCUUUUCAUGGGGUGCUCUUUGAAUGCUACACGUUAGCUAGCACUACAGCAACUAAUCAAGCAUUUAACUGGGCUUACACUUUACGGUUGCCUGGUUUUUUAUAACCAGUUUUCUAUUCAGUAAGCUUCAACAUUCAUUAUUAAUUUUGAAUAUAAAAUUAGCUGUUACUGCCGUGUAGGUAUUAGCCACAGUAUCUAGAUUAAAUUAUGCGUAAUGAGAAAUGACAAAAAUGAAUUCCUGACUCUCCUUGGCCUCGUUUGGUCAGCACUGCUACUCUGCACCUUCAUGGAAAACAAACUUUUUUUUCCCUAAAUGCACAGUGAAAGCCUAGUGAGACGUGGGUCAUGCCCUCUGUCAUUUGUAACAGCUGUGUGCUCAGCCAAAUGCAUAUCUAAAACAUGUCCUUGUCAGCCAGCUCCUUUUAUAAGAUACAUUGUGAUACCUCUACAAAAUGUGCCUCAAAUUGCACCGAUUCCAUUGCUGUAGAAUUAUCUAUAAUUCAUUCUUUGAUUCACUUUUGGGGGCCAGUAUUUUUCUAAUUGUUUUUACUGACAUUGUUCAACCAAAAUAGUUAUGUUUUUCUUUUUCUAUUCAGAUUGUUGGCUAUGCCUUGACUAUGAGCUUUUCCUCACUAGAAAUGAUUUUUUUGGUCUUUUGCUUGUAGCUAUAUAUAUUGUAUCUUUGUACACAUUUAUAUAUUUGUAUUCUUAAUGAUACCUCACUUGUAAUAUGCAAAUUGGUUCAUGUGCAAAUUUGACAAACUUGAAGCAAACUGAUGUUCUAAAUUUCACUGCUUCAUACUGCAGUUUCACUGCAGUUUUUUAUUGUAACUUAUUUAAUUGCCUUCAUGAAAAACAAAAUUGCUGAUUUUUCUGUUUCAGUUGUGUGAUUGUUCUAUUAUGUGCACUUACUGUAUUUAAUGUUUUUAUGCAUAUAAAUGUAUUUUAUUUUUGUAUUUUAAGAGAGAGUAUCUUUUAUAGCUGUGGUUCAGUCAUUUGUGCCAUGCCUUUAUUGUAAAAUUACUCUUUGCAGUGCUGUGUAUUUUUUUCUCAUACUUUCACAAGCAGAAAAUGAUGCAAGAUGAGAAUCUGCAAUUUAUAAAAUGCUGACAGGUACAACAUGUUUUAAGGGCACUUUGUAUCUUGUAAUCAGUGAAACACUGGAUUCCUGUAAGCAGUUUUGUAAUUAUGUUCUACAUUUGAUAUCCUACUUUUAUGUUCUGCAUAAUCAUGUGGCCUUUGUUGAACCUUUGCUAUCAAUCCUUUAUUUUUGUGCAUUUUAUGAAAUAUGUUUGCUAGCCAUGCAAACCUGGAGAAUGCCUGUUUGUACUCUUAUUUUGUCAUUUUUUUGCAUUAUUAAAUGGCAUCAGUGUAAAUGUAAAAAA